Messenger RNA from Fusarium oxysporum Fo47, 1399 nucleotides. Its product is annotated as FAD dependent oxidoreductase. The record is from RefSeq and is a predicted model, not a curated record. The transcript has a single exon. Bases 150 to 1328 code for a protein of 392 amino acids. Gene Ontology annotation, molecular function: sarcosine oxidase activity; flavin adenine dinucleotide binding. Lineage: Eukaryota; Fungi; Ascomycota; Sordariomycetes; Hypocreales; Nectriaceae.
GGAUGAUCUCAACCAACUUUCUUGGCUUGGUGAUCCACUGCACUAACAAAGGCAUAAAAUAUCAAUUGCUUCCUCUCAUUAUUAGCUUUGGGUAAUAGACAUCAAAUCACAAAUUUUACAAUACCAGAAACAACAACAAACGCCUCUCAAUGGAAAAGUUCGAUGUCGCCGUAGUAGGCCUCGGAGCUCUUGGAAGCGCAGCAGCCUGGCAAGCGGCGCGAAAGGGAGCAAAGGUUGUGGGCUUUGAACAGUUUGAGUUCGGCCACGUCCGAGGCGCAUCUCACGACACGUCUCGCAUUGUCCGCACGGCAUACGAUGCUCCAGAAUACGUCUCGCUUGCCAAAGCUGCCUACAAAGACUGGGCCGAAUUGGAGAAAGACGCCGGGUUGAAGCUGUUGACUGUUACCGGUGGCAUUGUUGUGCUUGCCAAUGACCGUACCUGGACAUCCGGCUUCAAGGUCUCGGAUUACACUGCGAGCCUCGACGCCAACAAUGUACCCUACGAGCUUCUAGGUGCUAAAGAGGUCAACAAACGAUGGCCCAAACUUGACAUUGGUGGCGACGAGAAUGCGGUGUACACCCCAGAUACUGGCAUUGCGCACGCGGCCAAAUCGGUGACGGCGAUGCAAUUCGUUGCUCGCGCUCGCGGAGCCAUUCUCAAGGAAAACACACCAGUAACGGCAGUUAUACCGUUUGCAACAGACCAAAACAAUAAAGGAGUUAUCGUCAAGACAGAAAAGGGCGACUUUCAGGCUCUGAAGGUCAUUCUAGCUGCAGACGCCUGGACCAACAAACUGCUUGCUCCCCUAGGUGCACAAAUUCCACUUGAGGUUAUGCAAGAGCAAGUAACAUACUUCAAGCCGAAAGAGCCCUCUUUAUUUAAUGCCGAUCACUUCCCUGUAUGGAUUCGAAUGGUUGAUGGAAAGACAUUCUAUGGGUUUCCCACUUUUGGCGAACCUACCAUCAAGGCUGGCCGCGACGUGUCAAACAACCGCAUGAGCCCUGAAGACCGGUCUUAUAUCCACUCUCCAAAGCUCUUGGAUGAGUUGAGUGCAUUCAUGAGGGACUUUAUUUCCAAAGAUGAGGAACUUGAAAUCCUUCGCACGGUUACAUGCCAGUAUACGAUUACCCCAGGCCGACAUUUCAUACUUAGCGCACUGGAUGAGUACCCCGACAUUUUGGUUGCAUUGGGGGCGGCUCAUGGUUUCAAAUUCGCACCGGUUAUCGGUCGUGUCAUGGCAGAACUGGCUAUAGAUGGGAAGACAACUGAGGAUCUCUCCAAGUUUGUCAUCCCAGCGAUUCAAUCAGGUGUUCGAAGUAAAAUCUAACAUGAGGUAUAUAUAGCCAUCAUUAUUUCACAAUAUAUCUUGCUUCCAUACACUGCAGUCAUGAUAUUUAA